AUGCCUCCCUUGCCAGGUGAUCCUCAUCCGAGUCGGCAGUCGGACAUCGACGGCUUGGGUUUGAGCCAUCCAGGAGUUGAAAGUCUCGAAACCAGCCAAGGAGAUGACCAUCCUUUCAAUGUCAUCCUUCGGAUGAAUGACUUCAAUGAGACGCAAGCUGACUUUUUGAAGCUUUCGGGUUACCCAUUGUAUGGAACUCACCCAAAUUUCGAUGCGCAAGUCAGGAAAGUUGCUCAGGAAUUCAAUCAGUUUCUCGACAAGUUAAUCACAUUACCUGCAAUACGUACAGAGGCACUGUUUUCCAAACUUAGAAUCUUGCUAGCUCAAGGAGAAUCAUAUGAGACUUUUAAAACC
Strongylus vulgaris is the source of this 354-nucleotide messenger RNA. The record is from the annotation of a GenBank genome assembly. NCBI's taxonomy places the organism in Eukaryota, Metazoa, Nematoda, Chromadorea, Rhabditida, Strongylidae.